Balaenoptera acutorostrata (minke whale) is the source of this 1058-nucleotide messenger RNA. It is a transcript of the gene TMEM74B, whose product is annotated as transmembrane protein 74B. NCBI's taxonomy places the organism in Eukaryota, Metazoa, Chordata, Mammalia, Artiodactyla, Balaenopteridae. The record is from RefSeq and is a predicted model, not a curated record. The transcript has 2 exons. The coding region runs from base 137 to 835 and encodes 232 amino acids.
CGGCUGCGGGCAGGCGCACGGGGAGGAGGCGCCCUCGCCGUUGCCCGGCGCCCUCGCCUCCCGCGUGGGGAGGCAGUGAGGGAGGCCCGGCACAGCUGCCAAGCGGCCAAGGGAUGAGCUGGGGCCCGCCUUCCCAAUGGCAUCUCCCCCUGGUCUGGAACUGAAGACACUGAGCAAUGGUCCCCAGGCCCCAAGGAGACCAGGUCCUCUGGGUCCAGCGGCCCCACGCAGGGAGGGUGUGGAGAAUGCCUGCUUCUUUUCGGAGGAGCACGAGACUCAUUUCCAGAACCCUGGGGAUGCCAGACUGUGCAGCUCCCCCAGCCCCCCUGAGGGCAUCCCCUCAUGGCCCCGAUCCCAGAGGGACGCCCUGUCCCUGCGUUCAGAAGAGGGGCCAGGCCUGGAGCCUGUGAGCCGCCCGGUGGAUUACGGCUUCGUUUCCGCUCUGGUUUUCCUGGUGAGCGGGAUCCUCCUGGUGGUGACUGCGUACGCCAUCCCCCGAGAGGCGCGUGUCAACCCGGACACAGUGUCAGCACGGGAGAUGGAACGACUAGAAAUGUACUAUGCGCGCCUGGGCUCACACCUGGACAAGUGCAUCAUUGCAGGCCUGGGGCUGCUCACAGUGGGCGGCAUGCUUUUGUCUGUGCUGCUGAUGGUCUCCCUGUGCAAGGGAGAGCUGUACCGCCGGCCGAACUUCGUCCCUGGCAGGGGCUCCAGGAAGACCUACGGCUCCAUUAACCUGCGCAUGAGACAGCUCAGUGGGGAUGGGAGCCAGGCCCUGGUGGAGAACGAAGUCGUCCAGGUCUCGGAGACCAGCCGCACCCUCCAGGGGUCUUAAGUAAGAGCCCACCCUAUCUGGCUGCUUCAGCUUCAGGGCUACAAGGCCCCCAAGUCUGGGGUUUCGCACUGAGCUCCACAUAGGGCCCCGUGGAGUCCUGGGUGCUGGAGGAGGAGCUUGGGGCCUGGCCCAGGCUUUGCUUGGGAGAGCUGCCCCGGAUCUGUUUUGUAGCUUGAGGUUUUGCAUAAGGUUUUGUUUGAAGGAUGGCUUCUGCUGCUAAAAA